Molecule: messenger RNA, 2703 nt
Organism: Aureobasidium vineae
Lineage: Eukaryota; Fungi; Ascomycota; Dothideomycetes; Dothideales; Saccotheciaceae
Source: the annotation of a GenBank genome assembly
AUGGCUUCCUGGGACAAUUAUGACCACUCACGCUUACGUUACGACGACUCUUACACCAAGCCACGACGCUCACGAAAUGACUCGACGUAUGUUCUGCACUGCCCUCCACACAUCCAUCUUUCGGCACUGACAGCCCACCAGANNCUCGAUCCCACCUACCGUGACUUCACACAACCAUCCUUAUACCCCUCCAUACCUACGAGAACCCGCAGUCGCGCCCCAACCAAGAGCAGGGAUCACAGCCGAGCACCACGCCGAUGGCCUCCUCCACCAUCCGUUGAAGACGAGGAAGCCUCGCUAAGGAGGGAGCACAAGCCAGGACGCACAACCUACGACGACAUCCCCUCAAGAGGCACCAUCGGACAAGAACCACUGCUUCUCGAUGUGCCUGGCUAUACUCCUGACCGCCGCUAUGUCUGGGUUCCUNCUACGAACAAGUCUCCCAACACACAUUCCACACCUCCCUCGAGCGACGACGAACGAGCUAGACGCCGUGAAAAGCGCAAGGGUCCUCGAAUAGAAACAGCUGGACUUCCUGAGAUGCGAAGAGAAGCUUCACCCUAUGCCUGGACAAAGCCAACUCCAUCCACGCAAACACCAAAGACGUCAGAACGUCUCUUCCUUUCGCCAGAGACUCUUACUCCGCCUGCUGCUUCCAUAUUCACGACUUUCGACAAGCCGCCGCCAACCAGCACACCUCGCCCUGACUGGUCUGACUCAAGCCAACGUCCGCAACAAGCCCCAACAAGAGACGGCACUCCACCACGGUCAACCUCACAGCACGUGUACGAAGGACGUAGUACUGCCGAGGCCACUCGAAGCGCAGAAGACCACAUCCCCAAAAGAUCGUCAACACGUUAUUCCUGGACCAAGCCAGACCAAUCUCACUCGUCUCCUACGUCACCAUUUAUUCAGCCCAUCAGCGACCCUUCAAGGAGACGGUCGGGACAAAUUGAAGACUACUCGCUCCUGAACGACUACUCGCGCAAGCCUGCACCACCGCAAGUCGUUAAUUUGCAGCAGUCUGGACGCCCAGCAACCCAUUCACGACACACGAGUGAAGGUAGCCGCACUUCUCCUGACAAUCUUGCGCCUGUUCGCAAUUCAAGCUCGGACAAGUUGAGAGACAAUUACCCUCCCAGUAUCCCCAGCUCCAGACCAACAUCGCGAGCAGGAUCGACCCAAUCCUCGCCACAGCCUUCACCUCGCAUAGUGCAUCCUCCUGAAUAUCCUUGGAAUAUGGGUUCGGCAGCUUCGACCACAGCACGCCGUGCACCACCACCUUCUCGUCUCGCGGAGACAACUGCACCUAAGUCGCCGCGCCCUCAGGCAUCGAGGUCUGUAUCUAGUCCGUACUCGCCACUUCCUUAUCCGGAUGACGAUCGCCCGUUCGAGAUCAUGCCUUCAGAAAGAGAUCAUCAAUACUUUCCACAACAGACAAGCACUUUGCUCCCUCCAUUCAGCGAACCGGUGACGCGUACCAACACUCCGAAGCAGCCAACACAACCUAGCAAAGUGCGACCGACCGUUGAGAGAUCUGCGACAUCUGGCGCUUCAAGACGAGAGGUAUCAAGAUCUGAGGAUCUAUCCUCUGGCACGAAGAAGACUCAGAUGGAGAGGCUACCAGCUUGCAAACGGAUCACGUACGAGAUCAAAUAUGAUGACUGGUAUACGCUCGAAGGACAACCUGGUUUCAAUAUCUGCCCGCGCUGCUUCAAGUACGCUUUUGACAGGACUCAAUUAGGCAUGUCUUUUAACCUGCUGCCCAACAAUGCGCCGAGGUUCGCCAGAAGAUGCGAGUUUAGCAACGCUUGGAUCAGACUUGCAUGGGUUUUGACUGCAAACAACCGUCAAAAUACGCUGAACACGAUGAUCACGAUCUUCAAUGCCGAAGAGACUGAAGAACCCUGCCCCGGAAGUUCCAGAGGAUGGUGCAGUUGGUACUCGAUUCGUGAUCGAGAUGGCCAUUUUCUACGAGACUUCAUCGUGUGCCCAUCGGAUGUCAAAAGAGUGGAAACGCUCUUCCCCGGGUUUAGAGGGCUGCUUGUACCACUUCCGAUGAAGUAUGCCUACGACAAGGAAGAAGAAAUAAUGGGUCGAUUCUGUUCCCUGCGACCCGAACACAAUAAUCGGUUUACGGCCUAUGUGGAUUGUUUGUUCCAGCUCCACGAAGAUGCCGUGUCUAGUCAGCGGUUGCCUAGCACACAUGAGUUUGUGUCACUUGUCCGACACAAGACCAGACUCCCCGAAUGCAUCCGUGAUGACAAGCUCAAGGGCGUGGAUUGGUACUACGUUCCAUCCUUGGCACCUGCUCUGACUGUCUGCGAUGAGUGUUACCAUGACGUGGUAUUGCCAUGGUUGAGGUCGAACUCGGACGUAGCUGUGAGAUUCAAUCGAACGAAGCAGGCCGUUCGCAACGAAGGCAGAGGAGGAGUGUCCUGUCAACUCUAUUCACGAAGGAUGCGAGACGCAUUCCGAUAUGCGAUCGACACGAACGACAUGAGAUAUCUCGCGAGAAAGGCAAAGGACAGGAAAGAAGUAGAAGACGAUUUCCAGCGGAGAUGCAGAGACUUGCAAAAGGAUGCGGAACAACUCAAAGGUCGCAGCGGGUAUGCGAUCAGCUCUCGGGCAGAGCAAGAGUUGAUGCAACUUCAGCGUGAGAUUGAAGCGAUUGGAGAGACGUGGGAACUGGAAUGGGAGUGA